Molecule: messenger RNA, 336 nt
Organism: Aspergillus vadensis CBS 113365
Lineage: Eukaryota; Fungi; Ascomycota; Eurotiomycetes; Eurotiales; Aspergillaceae
Exons: 1
Coding region: 1-336 (111 amino acids)
Source: RefSeq, a predicted model, not a curated record
AUGUGUUUCUACAACCAGAAGAGAUUUGCAUGCGGAGACUGGAGCUGGACAAGUUUCGCUCACCGCUGCAACUAUGAGUACCGCACUGGGGAGACCUGCGGCAUGAGGCUCGUCAAUAUGACUGAGUUUGAAACAACACUAUGCCGCUUGUGCGAGAAGAUCGAAACCAAGUACCGGCGGCGAAGCGCCGAGGUGGAACGCUUGAACCGAUGGAAACGGGAGGGAAGCACUCUCGUAGCGUCCAUGGACCGGUCACAGAAACUCGUCAUGGAGCUCGAAAAAGAAAUUCGCCAACUGCAGCGGGAGCGUGACGAGAGAAGAAAGGCACUUUCAUGA